This is a messenger RNA of Mesorhabditis belari, 1293 nucleotides long. The record is from the annotation of a GenBank genome assembly. Lineage: Eukaryota; Metazoa; Nematoda; Chromadorea; Rhabditida; Rhabditidae.
AUGCCAUCCGACGAUGAACCAUCAUUUGAGGCGAAACUUUUUCGUCCCAUAAUCCUUGCCGGCACACUUCUCUUAUUUGUAAUCCCAUCUCUUUUCACUUUGGCAAUCUUUUGGAAUCGAAAGAAGAUUAAAUCUUCAUCAUAUUUUUUGCCACAAAAAAAAUUCAAGCGAUCGAUCAUUGAUUUAAAGCCGAUAGCUGGAGCCGCGGAGACGAUUGUGCAAAAUGUUCAAAAUCAAAUCAUUAACCCAAAUUAUGAAGUGAAUUCGGAAAGGAUAAAAGCCGAUCCGAGUGAUGAACAACAAGUGCUCGGUCGUGGCUGCUUUGGUGUGGUUGUCAAAGGGACAUUUGAUGGGAAAAAGGCGGCCAUAAAAUGCGCAAAAGAUGUGAACAUAGGAUAUGCAGAGUUUUGGCUUGACGUUCGAGCACGCGAAUCACUGUAUCAAGAGGCUUGUCUUCUCUCGUUUCUUCCACAAAAUAUGAAUGUGCUUCGGCUAAAAGGCGCUGUGACAAAGGGAUGGAAAGAGGGCGGCCAACUUCGAAUGGCUUUAGAGCUUUGUGAUGACAAUCUUCAACACAUUUUACUUAAAGUAAAAAGCGAUAAAAAGUUCAUCAACCAAUUGUGUCAUCUAUCUAAUGAAGAAGCUGCGAAAUUGAAAACGGCUACAAAAAUGGUUUACCAGCACGAGCGUGGGGACGUCGUGAAACCCUCGAAAUCUGAUCAGCUCACCACCUCAGAUCUUCUCUCAUUCGGCUAUCAGACAUCGCUUGGAAUGCAAUUUUUGUGUUCUUAUCAGUGUCUCCAUCGUGAUCUCGCUCCUCGAAACAUUCUCGUAAAAAGAAUUGACGAUCAAUGGAUUGUAAAGAUCUGCGAUUUUGGACUAGCUAGACAAAUGGAGGAAUCGAUGAACUAUUACCAACAAUUGCGAGGUGCCGCACAACCGGCCAAUUGGAUCAGUCCCGAGGCGUUUCUCUCACAAAAAUUUAGUCCAGCAGCCGAUGUUUGGUCUUACGGUAUCGUUCUCUAUGAACUUUUCACUCUGGGCACAACUCCCUACGGAAACAAGACACGAGAAGAGAUCGAAAAAGAGCUGAAAGCUGAAAACGAGCGCUUAAUCACCACAAGACCCGAGUAUUGCCACGAAGAAUUAUUCAAUUUCUUCGAAAACUGUUGGUAUUACGAUUCGACUCGACGUCCAACGUUUGGAACUUGCGCGGUUCAAUUGGAAAAUCAUCUACAACGAGCAAACCCUGAGCAACUACAACUUUUGCAAAAACUUCUCUUCAUGAAUGAA